This is a messenger RNA of Phragmites australis (common reed), 1912 nucleotides long. Its product is annotated as endoplasmic reticulum oxidoreductin-1-like. Lineage: Eukaryota; Viridiplantae; Streptophyta; Magnoliopsida; Poales; Poaceae. Gene Ontology annotation, biological process: protein folding in endoplasmic reticulum. Gene Ontology annotation, cellular component: endoplasmic reticulum membrane; endoplasmic reticulum. The transcript is spliced from 10 exons. Gene Ontology annotation, molecular function: protein-disulfide reductase activity; thiol oxidase activity; FAD binding. The record is from RefSeq and is a predicted model, not a curated record. Bases 181 to 1596 code for a protein of 471 amino acids.
GCUAAUCUUUGUGACCCCACAUCGCAGCCACCCACGGAUUCCCCUAAUUCAACCCCUUUAUUAAAUACCACCACCGUUAAAUUCCAACGCCCCUGUCUCCGAGUCCAGACCGCCAUUAGAACACGGGGGCGAGAAUUUCUUCGAAUCCUUUCAGAUCUCGCUUCUGGAAGCUUCCGCGAUAUGACUUCCGAACGCACUACCGCCGCGGCCGGUGCCGCCGGUAGGGGCAAGCGGCCGCGGCGGCGGGGUUGGUGGUUGUACGCGGCCGCGGGGGCCCUCCUCGUGGCGCUCCUCGCCGUGGCCGUGAGCUCCCGCAGCUUUCCGGGCAUCCCCUCGUCCUUCUCCUCGCGAGGAGGCUGCGGCUGCCCCUCCGCGAGGAAGUACACGGGUAUGGUGGAGGACUGCUGCUGCGACUACGAGACGGUGGACGCCAUCAACGAGGAGGUCCUGCACCCGAUCCUGCAGGACCUCGUCAAGUUGUCCUUCUUCAGGUACUUCAAGGUUAAAUUGUGGUGUGACUGCCCUUUUUGGCCUGAUGAUGGAAUGUGUCGGCUUAGAGACUGUAGUGUCUGUGAGUGCCCAGAGAAUGAGUUCCCUGAGCCAUUCAGGAAGCCUUACAAUGGACUUUCUCCAGAUAAUAUGAUAUGUCAAGAAGGAAAACCACAGGCUGCCGUUGAUAAAACCCUUGACAGCAAGGUUUUCAAAGGAUGGGUCGAAACCGACAAUCCAUGGACAUAUGAUGACGAGACUGAUAAUAACGAAAUGACUUAUGUGAAUCUUCAGCUGAAUCCUGAGCGAUACACUGGCUAUACUGGUGAUUCAACUAGAAGGAUAUGGGACUCUAUUUACAAGGAAAAUUGUCCAAAAUAUCCUUCAGAAGAACUGUGCCACGAGAAGAAGGCACUGUACAAGCUUAUUUCAGGGUUGCACUCUUCAAUUUCAGUGCAUAUUGCUUAUGAUUAUCUUCUUGAUGAAUCUACUAACUUGUGGGGACAGAAUCUUCCUUUGUUGUAUGACCGUGUUCUGAAGUACCCAGAGCGUGUCCAAAAUCUGUACUUCACCUACCUGUUUGUUCUUCGGGCGGUGACAAAGGCAGCAGAUUAUCUUGAGCAGGCUGAGUACAAUACUGGCAAUCCUGAAGAUGACUUGAAAACACAAUCUCUUGUGAAGCAGUUGCUUUACAAUCCCAAGUUAAGAUCUGCAUGUCCAUUGCCUUUUGAUGAAGCGAAACUCUGGCAAGGCGAAAAUGGUCCUGAGCUAAAGCUAGAGAUUCAAAAGCAAUUUAGAAAUAUUAGUGCAAUUAUGGACUGCGUUGGAUGCGAGAAGUGCCGAUUAUGGGGAAAGCUCCAAGUUCUUGGUCUUGGAACUGCAUUGAAAAUUCUUUUCUCCGUUGAUGGAGAGAGCCAUUUGAAUCAGCCAUUGCAGCUGCAGCGAAAUGAGGUCAUUGCAUUGUUCAAUCUUCUGAAUAGGUUGUCAGAAUCUGUCAACUUUGUACAUGAAAAAGGAUCAUCAAUUGAAGAAGUCAUUGAACAACAGAGCCCUUCAACUGUGCAGAAGGGUGCUUCCAAUCCAAAUCUUAAACUGGGCUUCCUCUGAGGUGUAAGGGUGCAAUUUGAACUGGCACCUUCUUUUCUCUAUACCGGAAGAUUAACAUGUACAUGCUGGAAGGAGUUUCCUAGUUGGUUUUGUUGCAGCCUAUACAAGACAUACAAAUCCUUGGGAGCUAAACAAUAACAAAAUUCCCUCCCCCUUUGAAUUUUCCAUGUAUAGUGUACCUCCUUGUUAGUAAGGAUCUCACCGCAUACUUAUUCGCCAUGAUCAAGAGAGGAUCGUCUAACAUACAAUUUUUCACUCUUGUAUUAACUGUCAUCAUAUCACUUGCUAACGAGCAAAAACUUUUUGUCGGUCUCAA